AUGUACUACCUCUUGGCUUCUGCUUUGUCGGCGGCUGUACUUUCGUCUGCUUCGCCUCUGGAAUCCCGCCAAUCUGAUCCAUGCACUAAGAUCGUCAAGCAAACAUGGUCCAAGCCUUCGGAAGUCAGCUCGUGUCUCUCAUUCUUUCCGUUCAAUGCGACCUUGAGGGAUAAUGUCGCAGAUGUUCUUAGCCAAACAUUCUCCCAGUUUCACACUUCUACUAAUUUUCAUCUGAAGAUGCCUGAACCAUUUACGGAUGAUACAAUCGACCUCCUUGGGGAAUUUCAGCGGAUCAAGAAGACUACGUACAAGUCAGAUUUCGAGCUGCAUCGAGACAUUUCUACGACAGUCAAGAGGCUAGGUGAUAGCCACGCAGGAUAUGUAAAUUAUUGCUACGACUCGCUUUUUAGCACGUAUCUUCCCUUUCCGCUCGCCAUACUUGCUCGUCCUGGGGCCGAAGAUGUGCAAAAUAUCCACAUCGUGCCUGAAGCAUCCGAAGUCGUCGCAAGUGAAUUUGGAGCCGAGGCCAUCGAGAUUUGGAAGGCUGCCUUGGGAGGGAAGAAUCUCACAGACUUCAAUGGAGCCCAAAUAAUUUCCAUUAAUGGGCAAGAUCCAUGGACUGUAAUAGAUGCUUAUGCUGAAACUGCUGGAGGAUUUCAAGCAAAGACCACUCGCCAGAAUGGCUUCUUUGCUUCUUACGACUCAUGGGACUACAACUUGGGUGGAUUUGCUCAGAAAGCACUUCCACCAUCCAGCGAUACGGUAUCCCUGACCCUCGUAAGAAAUGGGACCACGUCACAAGAAACUUACGAGAUACCGUAUCUGUCAAGACUUGGGAGUGAGACUGUCGAGUUUACCGACGCUAACAGUCUCUGGGCGAACAACUGUCUACCAACCCGAAAGACCAACGGAGGACCAGUAUCCAACACUGUCGCGAGUUCCAAAAUGAAAACUGCGGCCGGCGCUGGACCAUCCAGUGAAGAAGACCCGUUGAGGGAGCCUGCCAAGUUUCAGAGAGCUCCUAUCAUCCCUCCCAUCACGGAAGGCCGGCGCGAAACUUUUGCAAACCUCGUUUACGAUGAGCCCCGGGACAUUGCACUUCCAGAGCACUUGACUCCUAAUGGUUCAGUAAGCGGUUAUGGGGCUUUAUCCUGGUACAUGCUCGAAGACAAAAAAACGGCGGUUUUGUGGUUAGGCUCCUUUGAUGGUAGAGCUAUUGAGGUACGAAAAUCGAUACUCAAUGGCCUGAAAUCUGUCAAGGAAAAAGGAGCAGAGCGUCUUCUCAUCGAUGUCACUAAUAACGGCGGCGGCCUAAUAUGCACUGCGAGCUUCCUGCAUCGUGUUCUUGCUGGACCUCAGCCUGGUCUUGACGUUCAGCCUGGGUUGGAUGGGAGUGUUCGUGCACAGGACCUUCCUCAGAAGAUAGUUGCUAAGAUCGUGGCUGGUGGACUUCCUGAAGAUGAUUCAUCCUAUUAUAACCCUUCCAACUACAAAGACGUGAAAGGAAACCAAUUUGCAUAUAACUUUAACUGGCUUAACCCGCCUAUCAGUGUACAAGUUAAUGGCAUUUCCGACAAGUUUUCGCAAAAGAUUGGUGACACAUGUCUUCCAUUUUCUCAAACUCCUCCCGACACUCAACCAUUCGCGUUCGAGAACAUCGCGAUCAUGAGCAACGGCCGAUGCGCUUCCGCAUGCAGUUUGUUUAGCAUAAUGAUGAGGACCAAGUACAACGUCAAAACAGUCGUUAUGGGCGGUAAACCAGGAACUACACAGCAAUAUUGUGGUGUUGUCGGGGGGCAAUCUUUGAGCUUUGUACCCCUGAAUGUGGAACUCAAAACGCUUGGCCUUAAGAACGAUACCCUCGCUCCACCCGACUUUUUGACAAACAGUUAUCAAGGCAUUAAUUGGAAGUUGGUAUAUUCGCCGUUGGAUCCCAACUCUUUCGAAGAGUUCCAGAGUCAUCCUGCCCAAUUCUCGUUCCCUCUUUUCCCUAACACUGUCAACAACCCUCAAGCGAUCUGGAAAGACUUUGCUGAAAGAUGGAGCAAUGACACCGAACUUCGCGGGGGUGGGAACCUUCAUUUCAUGCAUCAUGAAUCAGCAGAGCCUCGUCGUAUCGACAGCUACCUUAGCUUUGCUGCAAUCGAUUCCGCCGAGCGAGUUCCUCAGGUCACCAAUCCAAACCAUACUACAAACGAUUCUAGAUUUAAGCACGGAGAGUCUUUCCGCGACCCAUUUUCCGGAGACAAAGCUGGCGAGGAGUUUUCGCAUGAUGCAAUAGUUUGGAAACUGUAUCGGAGCGAAGCUGAAGAAUACGAUCAAGAAUUGGUUAAAGGCCGACAUGCUAGUUUGGAUGUGUUGUUGUUGUUUGCUGCUCUAUUCUCAGCUAUCUUAACAGCAUUCCUUAUCGAGGCCAAAAAUAUGUUGCAGCAGGAUCCUGCUGACACCACCAAUGCCUUGCUCUUGAUUAUUGUACAAAAUCAAGCCAACGGGGUCGCUGGGCUCUCUUCUAUUGACGAGCCACCGUUCUCAGCUUCGUACGCGGCACUAUGGAUUAAUGGACUUUGGUUUGCCGCACUCGGAUUGUCGCUUUCCGCUGCUCUGGUUGCUAUGUUAUCCAAAGAAUGGCUGACGGCCUAUACUGCUUCUCGUCCACGACCGGCCCAUACACAUGCCCUUCUUCGACAAGCCCGAUUUGAUGGCCUGAAUAGCUGGUGGGCGCUACAUAUCAUUGCCCUGCUUCCGACGCUACUCCAUCUUUCCUUACUGUUGUUUGCGCUUGGUUUAGUUGUUUAUCUAUGGAUGCUCGAUGUUGCUGUCGCAGUUGUUACUUGUGCCAUCGUCGCUCUGACUUUGAUUUUUUACCUGACAACAACUUUACUUGGAGCUAUCGUCCCUUUCUGCCCAUUUGUAACGGAAAUCUCUCGGUAUUUACAGCAAGGAUUUGGCAUCUGGUUUAUGAAAAGGCCACGACUCCUACACCCAGAAAACAGGUCCCCCGAUCGCCAGACUGCUACUACUAGCCUGGAAGAUAUCCGCGCUGUCUCUUGGCUCGCUGAGAAUGCCCGUGACCCAGUGGUUGUCGAUUGCUCAUACCAGGCUCUCGCAGGCGUUUGUUUGUCAACCGAGGUAAUGGAUUCGAAUGAACAUAACAAAGACGAAUCGAAAGAAUGGUACAAAUAUUUAGAGCCCAUGUUUCCGGAGCUAAUUGGCCGAUUUGAGGCAAGCAUUCGGAAGAGUAGAGAGAUGGCAUCAACGCGCGGAGCAAACCUUGCACGAUUCGCCAGGGCCACUGUGCAAUUAUGCGCAUUUUUGGACAAUAGCGCACAUAACACUCAGCCACCCAACCGCAAGAAUGGACCGAAACCCAGAUUUCGAGAUGGGAUAAGACCAAGACUCGAAUCUCUGGCUUUUUCUUCUUCCUCCGAACCGCCCGUAAUAGCCUCUCGUAUGGAAGUCGCUCUUGGAGCGCUUGAUGGAGUUUGGAGAGAUGAGCAUCCGCCAUUUAGUGCUGAUUCUUAUGCAUCUCUGACAGCUGCAGAACUCAGGCUAGUCGCACUCAACUCGGCCGCAUUAUGUGGCCGUGCUUUGCCUGACACCUUGGGACCUUCAACCUUGAAUAUCGCCAUUGAUAUGAGCUUGCCGUCACAGAAGCGUCUCUCUAUUCUAACGCUUCAAAAUACCUACUACCGCUCGUUAGCCCGCGCCUCGGUUCAACUUCGCUAUCAUUCGGAUGGACGCACGCCUAUUAACUCAUUCGCUCUAUAUUCUCCCGACGACGCGACCCCUGAUGAGGGCCAAGUCACGGAGCCACGCGCUGGCUUCUCUCGUCCGCGAUCCAAAAAUGACAGGACAUCCAACUUUAUCAUUCCAGUCUUUAAUUCUGAAAACUAUAUUCGACCUACGGCCCUCUUUCAUGGCCCGCUCGGAUCCAUAGUGCGUGUUCUUGCAAGCGCGCCUCUGCGUCCGCAUGGUACCGAAGUGAUUUCCGAUCGGUAUGCCACGGGAUUGAAGAUAAGAUUGGCUGCGGUCCGAGCUCUCGCGGCUGUCGCCCCUUUUGUGCUUCAGCAAUGGUUUAGAGAAAAAAUAUCUCGCUCAGGAAACGCUUCGGCUCCUCAAGAACCAGCUUCUAUCCCGGACACAAGCAAUUGGCCAGACGUUGAUGCUACGAUAACCGACUCCCAAAAACUUGAGGGCACAAUUGCAAGUCACUUGCUCCUCGUUGUAAAGGUGAUCGGGCCAUACAUCGAGCGUGCGGGGGCUAUGUCGCUUGUUGAACUCUCGCUAGCUGAGCUUAACCGAAUUGCCAACACCUCGCCAUUUAGUGCGCAUCUCGCUCUCCGACGUCGCGCUUCUGUAGAUUUUGUUCCACUCCUCAAGUUUGCUGCCAUAGACGUCAAGGCUGCUGACGGAAGACCGUUGAUGAACGAAACUACUAAAUCACAUAUACUCAACCUCCUGACGUUUGAAAUCUCGGGAAAGAAUCAAGUUCCUCGAGUACCCAUCGCUCCCGAGUCCCUUCCGUUGCUUCUUCGCGUUGCUCAGGAUGUUCCUAAUCAUACGGAUCUGGUUCACGCUGUCUUGAAAUAUGUCGUUAGUCGCGUUCGUGAAACCAAAGAUAACAUCGGAUAUCUGCGAGUAUUUACCCAUUCAAACCAAGGAUACCCACUACUCCUGGCGAUUGGAAGAUUGCACCAAGCUAAUAUCGAACCUCUAGUAGGAGCAAUCCUACAAAUCGCUUACAUUUCGGCUGGAAACGGGGUUAUAUCACUGCAAGACGGUGUUGCGACUGGAGACCUGGCCAUCCCCGGAUUCUUGGACGCAAUCUCACUGGUCGUUCACCACACCCACCGGGUCGCGGAUAAGCCCAACUAUCGUCAUUUACACUCACUUGGACGAAGUCUUGUCAGCACCAUCCAAAAUAUCGGUGAUCAGUCUGCCCGAAUGGUUCUGGAGCAUCAUGCUCUAGAUGAACUAAUAGACGCAUUGCGAACUCAAAGUGACCACUCGGAUUCCACAUUGCAGUCUCGGAACAAGGCCGCACUCAAUUCUGAGCCCAAGUUUGUCAGAAACAAUGAGUAUCUGAUAAACCAGCUAUUGGCACUCAAAACUCGAUACCUCUCGGACUCGGUAUCUUCCGCAGCCAAGCAGGAAAUUGACCAGAGCUAG
Molecule: messenger RNA, 5169 nt
Organism: Rhizoctonia solani
Lineage: Eukaryota; Fungi; Basidiomycota; Agaricomycetes; Cantharellales; Ceratobasidiaceae
Product: peptidase family S41 protein
Exons: 18
Coding region: 1-5169 (1722 amino acids)
Source: RefSeq, a predicted model, not a curated record